Molecule: messenger RNA, 1563 nt
Organism: Talaromyces stipitatus ATCC 10500
Lineage: Eukaryota; Fungi; Ascomycota; Eurotiomycetes; Eurotiales; Trichocomaceae
Exons: 2
Coding region: 1-1563 (520 amino acids)
Source: RefSeq, a predicted model, not a curated record
AUGAAGGAUGAUGAAUGGGCGCAGAAUAUUAUCAAGGACUGGGAUGUAAAGGGCAUGCUAAGUAAAGAGUCCAUCAUAGCACGUUUAGACAAAGAAAUUCAAAAUAGCUACGCCAUUCGCGAGGAAGAAGAGGCAGCUCUCAAAGGGACUUUUGAAUCCAUAUGCAGUGAAGAGGGUCUUCUGACGGAGACUACGCUUAUCUCUAUUCUACAGAGGAAAGCAAAUCUGCCUCGUUCUCCAGAUGGUAUCGAAGCGGGAAAGGUCAUCUAUGCAAGCCUCGCUCCGCCGUCCACUAAAUCGCCGCCUGGGCUUUCUCUCGCCGAGCUCACUCGGUCAUUGGUGUGGGCUCUUCCAGGGCGAUAUGCGUCCAUCAUAGAAGAAGGAUCCCACUCCCGCGUGAGAACCAAGGCUGAUCACCGCAGACUCCUUUUCCAAAGCCUGGCUUCCACAAAUCAUAAUAAACAGUAUGAUCCUGAAAGCGCACGCCGUCUAGCACUGUUCAAUGCCUUUGACGUUGACAGAGGAGACAACCAUGAAUUCUGCUCCUCGAAUCAUGACGACGAUGGUGAUGAAAUUUACCACGAUCUCCUUGACGUGUUAUACUCCACACAGGAAGUGAGGCAUCCUGGGCUUUCUCGAGUUGCUCGAGAUGCAUUCCGGGGUGUGGCAAAGCAUAUGGCGUCAGAGAAUGAGAUGCCGUCGCUGUACACUAUCGGUAUUCCAACAGACCGGUUCAUUUCUUUAGUAAAACUUCUUUUGGCAUUACAGUUCAAACCCACCGAGGCAAAUAUGGACUUGACUGGUUUUGAGACUGCUGCAAAAUCCGUGUGCGCGGCUUUCUGUGAGGAGAAGAAUCAAGUUAUUACCUGGCCAAUGUUUGAUAGUGCACUAAGAGAUACUGUGCCAUACCUCUUUGAUCCCUUUUAUUAUAUGUUGUCAACUACAUUCUUGGGAACAACCGGCCUUUUUGAUGUCCUAGACAGACCUGAAGUCACCAAUACAUCAGGAGGGAUUCUCAAGCCGGCGCUCUUUAGUCAACUCGCGACCUUUCUCUCCGGUGGCGUAUACUUUGGUUCGCUACGUCGCAUUCACCGCUGUACCGGUCCUACUCGUACAUCACCCACUGAAUUUGUGGGUGCAAUGGAGUCAGUCCCAGACGAGGCUAUUAUGGUCCUCUCAGGAACUACAUCAGCAGGAGAAUCUUGCAUCUUCGGCGUCUUUAGUCCCAAACCUAGGGCUGAUGGAGCUAGCGUGCAGCCAAAUGAUAUCCCGGGUCAUGUUGGCCAGGAACCGUGCUCGGUUUUCCAGCUAGCUCCAGUCCAAGACAUCUUUAGGGGGGCUAUAGGCAAGCCCGGUUGGACAGUGGACAAUGAUACUGUUAUAUUUGGACAGGGAGGCGGAGUAAUACUAGGGUUGAAAGAUGGGUUGCGCCAGGUCCAUGUCACACAUGAAGUUCACAAAGGAGACGAGAGGACAGGCGUGUACAGAUCAAAUCCAUGGAGGGGUAGUUGGGAAGUCGACUUUGAAAUUUCGGAAAUGGAGAUUUGGAGCGAGCAGGAAUGA